AUGGCUGGAACCCCGUCGCCGAGGCAGUUUGUCAUCUUUGGAUACAACAUCCAGUACACCCUCUCGCCCACGAUCCACAAUGCAGCCUUCGCCGCUCUCGGUCUUCCCCACCACUACUCCAUCCACGACGUCCCGUCGCUCGAGCCAGACGAGACGCGCGCUCUCCUCUCCGCUCCUUCCUUUGGCGGCGCGUCUGUGACUUUGCCUCACAAGCUUGCAAUCAUCCCUUUCCUCGACCAGGUCUCCGAUGCCGCGUCGAUGAUCGGGGCCGUCAACACCAUCAUCGUCGACGACAGCGACAGCUCGAAGCGCGUCCUCAAGGGCGACAACACAGACUAUACUGGAAUCAGAGACUGCAUCUCUGCCGCUCUUCCCUCUGGUGCUCCACCGCUUCAAUCCGGGCUUGUCAUUGGUGCCGGUGGCUCAGCGCGAGCAGCAAUCUACGCUCUGUACUCGCUCGGCGUGCCCACGGUCUACAUCUACAACCGCACCGUCUCUAAAGCGCAAGACAUCAGCCGCGAGUUCAGUUCCCGCGUCAAAGUAGUCGUCAUUGAGUCUCUUGACCCGUCAAGCUGGCCGGCCGGCGCGUCUUCCCCGCAGGUGAUUGUCGGCAACGUGCCCGGCGACGCGAUGACAGAGUCUGAUUUCCCUCCAUCGCUGCUGUCGAGCAAUGCAGGCGGCGUGAUUGUCGAGAUGGCGUACAAGCCCGACGUCACGCCGCUCAUGCGAGCUGCUGAAAAGUCUGGUGGUGCGUGGAAGGUUGUCAGAGGUACAGACGUGCUUCUCGGACAGGGAUACGAGCAGUUUAGACUAUGGACUGGCCUGGAGCCGCCCAAAGAGGUAAUGAUUGAUGCGCUGACGAAGGAGGUCGAGCGCAGGAAAAAGAGCGAGUAA
Myxozyma melibiosi is the source of this 894-nucleotide messenger RNA. Its product is annotated as putative pentafunctional AROM polypeptide. Gene Ontology annotation, molecular function: shikimate 3-dehydrogenase (NADP+) activity. The transcript has a single exon. The coding region runs from base 1 to 894 and encodes 297 amino acids. Gene Ontology annotation, biological process: shikimate metabolic process; chorismate biosynthetic process. Lineage: Eukaryota; Fungi; Ascomycota; Lipomycetes; Lipomycetales; Lipomycetaceae. Gene Ontology annotation, cellular component: cytoplasm. The record is from RefSeq and is a predicted model, not a curated record.